This is a messenger RNA of Alternaria burnsii, 2223 nucleotides long. RefSeq lists its product as uncharacterized. NCBI's taxonomy places the organism in Eukaryota, Fungi, Ascomycota, Dothideomycetes, Pleosporales, Pleosporaceae. The transcript has 7 exons. Gene Ontology annotation, molecular function: metal ion binding; heme binding; oxidoreductase activity. The record is from RefSeq and is a predicted model, not a curated record. The coding region runs from base 1 to 2223 and encodes 740 amino acids.
AUGACCAACUUCAAGGUCGACAUUGUAAGCGACACGGUGUGCCCAUGGUGCUAUGUAGGCAAGAAGCGCUUGGAAAAGGGUAUCGCGGCCUACAAGGAGAAGCACCCUGAUUCCACAGACACUUUCGAUACCAACUGGUUCCCCUUUUACUUGAACCCCGAUGCGCCAAAGAGCGCCGACAAGCAACAACUGUACGAGUCGAAAUUUGGCAAAGAGCGCACAGCAAUGAUGCAAGAGCGCCUCUCACAGAUUGGCAAAGAGGAGGGAAUCAACUUCAAAUACGGCGGCAAGACUGGAAACACACGCGAUUCGCACCGGCUCAUACAACUUGGAAAAACCAAGGGUCCGCAAAUGCAGACCCGAGUGAUCGAGGAGCUCUUCGCUGCAUACUUCGAAAAUGAGAAGGAUAUUACUACCCAAGAGAUCUUAACCGAGGCAGGUGUCAGAGCUGGGCUGAAUGAGAAAGAGAUCAAGGAUUGGUUGGAGGCAGGCAAGGGAGGCCCUGAGGUUGAUAAGGAAGUGCAGCAGGCGCGUCGACAACAAAUCACUGGCGUUCCCAAUUUUACCAUAAACGGCAUGUACGAAGUCGGCGGAGCACAGGAUCCGGCUGCCUUUGUACAGUUGUUCGAGCGAUUGAAGAGACAGGAAGGUAACCUCGCAAGGGGUCUACUCCUUCUAGGCGAGAACUGCUACGUGACUGUAGGUGUAAAGAUGGAGCUUCUCACACUUGUCUUGGGCAGUGCUCUGUUCACUGCAGUUGUACUCUUCCAAUUGUCGUUCUUGAGUCGCGCACCGAAGCCCUUGGCUUGGUGCCUCCCAUCCAGUCUCCACAGGGUCGGCAGUCUCUACACCCUAGCUAUGGCAUGGUUCAGACGCAUCGACUGUGGAGCCGUGGUUGCACUGAUACAUCAACCCAGUCCAAACGACGAGAAAGAACGUACGGUCCAAAAGAUCAUAGCAUUGGCGGAACACCAUGAGAUAGCAGAGCUAUUGAGUGAUAUGAUUCAGAAAGACGGGGCAAAUUCUUGGCCACCGAACACCAAUCACGCACAUACGACCUGGCCUACGCCUCUACAGCCGUACAAAGAGAUAUAUCUGGAACUCGCACCCCUCCUUCCCCAGGCGACCCCUUCUCUAGAUGAAGAAGUCAACAUCUUACGUAUAGAGAAUUUCCGACAGCGAUUCCGCGAUCUACUCCGUGAUCGCGUUGAUCUCGUCGAAGUUGCAAAGCUUUUCCAAGCAACUGAUGCGGGAUGUUGGAUUGACUUUACCCGCGAGACGUACAAUGCCUUUUACUGCUGUGUUGCCGUCAGCCGACAUGCGUAUAGAUGGGCCACCAUACCCAUCGUCAAAGUCGCCCAACGGGAGAGAGAAGUUGACUUGCCUAUCGAGUUGGUUGAACCUUGGAUCGCAAUGCAGAGACACUUCGGUUGUGCGUCUGACGCAGGGAACAAUACAAGCAACGUUUUGCUCAAUUUCGAUCGUAGGGGCACCUACAUACACAGGAUCAACACAGGAAUGGAGCUGCAAGUGACAUGUAGCGAAGAGACUUUCUUCCGCAUCUUCUACGACCUCGAAGUCUUCAGUGUGCCCGUCUACUACGAUAUGGCACAAUCGAUCAUUACCUUCAUGCGUGGUGACAAGGCAGCUUGCGCCGUCCAUGUUGCAAAUAUUGCAUCGCAGAUGCGACUUGUACUCGGCACCUACAUGGACAAUGUGCAUGAUAAGAUGAUUGCACAUUCUGUCUGGCUGUCAAAGGUGCAGGGCUUCCAGGCGUGGGGCAUUGGUCAUUACGACAAGGUAACAGACAAGUGGGAGACGUUUGAUGGGCUUAGCGGUAAUCAGGUACUGCUCUUCCAGGCGCUAGAUGCGUUUUUGGGAAUUGAUCAAUAUCUUGCGCCAAGAGACAUGGAAAGGAACUUGCCAAAGAGGCAGAGAGAAGUAUGCUAUGCUUUCAGAAAACACUCAUUUCGUCGAUCAAUCGGCCAGGCAGACAUUCACGACAAGAAUAUCGUGGAAAUAGUGCGGAGUUUUGAGGAGAUCCUGAGACGGCUGAGAUUGUUCCGGGCAGCGCAUCGUACGAGAUCGAAAGCCUAUCUAUCUCAGCCUGCACCUGAACGGAUGCCUAUGACAGCUGGCAAGUCGUUACUGGAUCCAAGUCUUGAUGCCAGUCUGGCGUUUCUCGACGGCUUCAUGGUUCGACGGCUGGCGCAGACGGUAUAG